UUUGGUAAAUAUGUAAUGCAUGAUGCAGUAAUAUUUAAAAUAGUCUCUUUUUAAUGCUUCAGUAUAAGUUCGUUGGUAAAAUUUUUCUGGAAGAAUGUCUGCUCAUUCUGCUGCUAAAGGAAAGCUCAUUGCUGUAAUUGGUGAUGAAGAUACAUGUGUUGGCUUCUUACUAGGAGGCAUAGGAGAAUUGAACAAAUCAAGGCAAACUAAUUUUAUGGUUGUUGAAAAAAACACAUCAGCAUCUGAAAUUGAGGAAACAUUUAAGAGUUUCUUGAAAAGAGAUGAUAUUGACAUCAUUCUAAUCAAUCAAAAUAUUGCAGAGAUGAUUCGAUAUGUAAUUGAUGCUCACACAAAGCCAGUUCCUGCGGUACUUGAAAUCCCGUCAAAAGAUCAUCCUUAUGAUCCAAACAAGGAUUCUAUUCUGAGAAGAGCAAAGGGCAUUUUCCAAGCAGAAGAAUACAGAUAAUCAUAUUUGUAGCCAUGCAGGUCAUAUUAUUCCAGAGAUGUAUUAUUUAUUCAAGAUAGACUUCAUUGUGAAUGUUUUAUUGAUAUAUAAGCUGUAUUGUAAUUGUCUUGUUGAUUUUUAUGAAUAAAAUGUUCCCUUUA
Uloborus diversus is the source of this 606-nucleotide messenger RNA. RefSeq names its product V-type proton ATPase subunit F-like. NCBI's taxonomy places the organism in Eukaryota, Metazoa, Arthropoda, Arachnida, Araneae, Uloboridae. Bases 95 to 466 code for a protein of 123 amino acids. The record is from RefSeq and is a predicted model, not a curated record. The transcript is spliced from 7 exons. Gene Ontology annotation, cellular component: proton-transporting V-type ATPase, V1 domain; membrane. Gene Ontology annotation, biological process: proton transmembrane transport. Gene Ontology annotation, molecular function: proton-transporting ATPase activity, rotational mechanism.